GUCAUUUAUACAAAAUAAAAAUCUAAAAAACUAAAAAAAAAAUUAAAAAACUUCUUCAUCUUCUGGAUUUUCUCACCAACCGUUCACCUUCUCAAGGAAUGUCUUUCACUCUAGAUUCUCACUCGACUCUCGUCUCCUUCACACUUGCCGGCGUCUCGUCUCGUCGCCGGCAUUUAAACGUCUCCCGGCCUUCCCAGGGCUCCUCGUCGGCGCUCGUCAUCUUCUGUUUUUGGGUCCCCGCCGUCAUCGAGGAUUGUGGACCAUCGUGGGGUCGUCGCUCGUCGUCUUCUGGUGUUGGAUCCUCACAUUCACCUAGUCGCAGUGGAUUGUUAAUUAUUGGCUCCCCAUAUAUCCUCUGGAAUCUUUUGAGAAGUUGUGAAGCUGUGGCUAAAGGGAUACAAGGUUAUUGUUCUUGAUAGAUGUCCUCUUGUUGUUUGAGGCCAAGAUGGACAAGUUCACAAAGCCGAUUAUAGUUGUGUGGAUUGAUCCUGAAACACAGAAAAAGAGACUCAUGGGGAGAGACAAAUCAAAUGAGGAGAAUGCUAGGAAUAGGAUCAAUGCUCAAAUGACACUUGAUUUGAAGAGGAAUAAAGCAGAUAUGGUGACAGAUAACAUUGGAUCACUUGAAUGAACAAUUUCAGAAGGUUCUAGUUGAAGUGUCAAAACCCUUGACAUGGACUCAGUUUUCACUGUCGAAGAAUGGAGCCUCGAUCAUACUUGCUUCACUGACUUCGGGUGUUGUUUUGUGUAUAAAAGCACUUUUAUAGUCACUUGUGUUCCUUAAAGAUUAAAUUUGAAUUUGUAAUUUAGCAUUUUAAAAGAUGAAUUUAACUGUCAAGUACUGCCAUCUUUUUUGUGGUUAUUUGACUAAUUCAUAAUUAUAAUGAGGUUGACCACUGUUUUAACAUUGAUAGUAAUGAGAAGGUGGAUCUUGGAUGUGAAAUAUUCAUAAUUGAA
Arachis ipaensis is the source of this 957-nucleotide messenger RNA. The record is from RefSeq and is a predicted model, not a curated record. Lineage: Eukaryota; Viridiplantae; Streptophyta; Magnoliopsida; Fabales; Fabaceae.